Molecule: messenger RNA, 2219 nt
Organism: Acomys russatus (golden spiny mouse)
Lineage: Eukaryota; Metazoa; Chordata; Mammalia; Rodentia; Muridae
Gene: Gfra2
Product: GDNF family receptor alpha 2
Exons: 9
Coding region: 730-2124 (464 amino acids)
Biological process (GO): nervous system development
Cellular component (GO): signaling receptor complex; external side of plasma membrane
Molecular function (GO): signaling receptor activity
Source: RefSeq, a predicted model, not a curated record
GAGGGAGCGAGGGAGAGCGGAGAUCGAGAGCAAAGAGCGAGAGCGAGGGAGAGGAGAGAGAGGGAGGAGAGAAAGACACACGCAAGCACAGGCACCCUGGCACUGGAAUUCCAUUAGAAAAAAGUGAACGGAGCAAGGCUUAGCGGGAGAAGAUUUUUUUUGAAUCCUUUUCUUCGUCUUGGUGCCAAAGAAGCGACUCUGGUCUCCUGUCCUAGAAGCUCUUACUGGAUUGCUCCUUAUCCGUCGGUGGAUUUCUUUCCUAUUUGCAUUUAUUUUGACCUCCUCCCUUGCUGCCUUCUCCCAGCCCUUCACUUUCAGAUCUCCUCGCCCCCACCUCUCUAGUCCCCUCCUGGGAAGUGCAGGGAAAUUGGACCCACGGGGACUCACGCCUUCCCGGACGCGGGAAGGGCUGGGCUGACCUCAGGACCAAGGCUGUUGGCUUAGAAGGCAGCCAGACACAUAGCUACGUGUGUUUGAUUUCAGUGGCAAGGGGGGGACGUCGAAAGGCAGCCCACCGCCCGCCUCCUACCCCACCCCCUCCAGCCAACAGCGAGAAUCCCUGGACUGAGGAUCUUCAUUCGGCGGCCCGGCGGGAUCUCCGCAUUGGAUUUGGGGGUCAUUAUUAUUGCUUGGCUGUUAUUAUUAUCGUUGUUAUUUUAUUUUUAUUUUUUAAGCCUAAGGGAGAAAGACACACACAAACACAUACACACAAACUGGGAUUUAUUUAACAUGAUCUUGGCAAACGCCUUCUGCCUCUUCUUCUUUUUAGACGAAACCCUCCGCUCUUUGGCCAGCCCUUCCUCCCUGCAGGGCUCUGAGCUCCACGGCUGGCGUCCCCAAGUGGACUGUGUCCGGGCCAAUGAGCUCUGUGCGGCUGAAUCCAACUGCAGCUCCAGGUACCGCACCCUUCGGCAGUGUCUGGCGGGCCGGGAUCGCAAUACCAUGCUGGCCAAUAAGGAGUGCCAGGCGGCCCUGGAGGUCUUGCAGGAAAGCCCACUGUAUGACUGCCGCUGCAAGCGGGGCAUGAAGAAAGAGUUGCAGUGUCUGCAGAUCUACUGGAGCAUCCAUCUGGGGCUGACCGAGGGUGAGGAGUUCUACGAAGCUUCCCCCUAUGAGCCUGUGACCUCACGCCUCUCGGACAUCUUCAGGCUUGCUUCAAUCUUCUCAGGGACAGGGGCAGACCCUGCGGUCAGUGCCAAGAGCAACCACUGCCUGGAUGCCGCCAAGGCCUGCAACCUGAAUGACAACUGCAAGAAGCUUCGCUCCUCCUACAUCUCCAUCUGCAACCGUGAGAUCUCGCCCACCGAACGCUGCAACCGCCGCAAGUGCCACAAGGCCCUGCGCCAGUUCUUUGACCGUGUGCCCAGCGAGUACACCUACCGCAUGCUCUUCUGCUCCUGUCAGGACCAGGCAUGUGCUGAGCGUCGCCGCCAAACCAUCCUGCCCAGCUGCUCCUAUGAGGACAAGGAGAAGCCCAAUUGCCUGGAUCUGCGCAGCCUGUGCCGUACAGACCACCUGUGCCGGUCCCGCCUGGCAGACUUCCACGCCAAUUGUCGAGCCUCCUACCGGACACUCACCAGCUGCCCUUCGGACAACUACCAGGCGUGUCUGGGCUCCUAUGCUGGCAUGAUUGGGUUUGAUAUGACGCCCAACUAUGUGGACUCCAACCCGACUGGCAUCGUGGUGUCUCCCUGGUGCAAUUGUCGUGGUAGUGGGAACAUGGAAGAAGAGUGUGAGAAGUUCCUCAGGGACUUUACAGAAAACCCAUGCCUCCGAAAUGCCAUUCAGGCCUUUGGCAAUGGCACAGAUGUGAACAUGUCUCCCAAAGGCCCCUCAUUUCCAGCUACCCAGGCCCCCCGGGUGGAAAAGACACCUUCAUUGCCAGAUGACCUCAGUGACAGCACCAGCCUGGGGACCAGUGUCAUUACCACCUGCACGUCUAUCCAGGAGCAAGGACUAAAGGCCAACAACUCCAAAGAGUUAAGCAUGUGCUUCGCAGAGCUCACAACGAACAUCAGCCCAGGGAGUAAAAAGGUCAUCAGACUUAACUCAGGCUCCAGCAGAUCCAGACUGUCGGCUGCCUUGACCGCCCUCCUACUCCUGAUGCUGACCUUGGCCUUGUAGGCCACUGGAACCCAGCACAAAAGUUCUUCAAGCAACCCAGAUGUGAACUCCCGCCUGACAAAAUGGAAACACACACACAUACACACACACACACU